Tilletiaria anomala UBC 951 is the source of this 1353-nucleotide messenger RNA. Its product is annotated as putative NADPH-dependent beta-ketoacyl reductase. NCBI's taxonomy places the organism in Eukaryota, Fungi, Basidiomycota, Exobasidiomycetes, Georgefischeriales, Tilletiariaceae. Bases 348 to 1283 code for a protein of 311 amino acids. The transcript is spliced from 4 exons. The record is from RefSeq and is a predicted model, not a curated record.
UUUUCCUCGUUUCCGGCCACCGGCAGUCGCUAGAGGCCGCGCGCCGAAUGAGGCACCACACAACUGAAACCAUCGGCCAAUGGCUCUAGUAGGACAUCAUGCUCACCAUCUCCCAACCGCAGCCAUAAGCGAACUCUAUCGUGAUGGAAGUCAUGCCAAUCCUGGUUCAUUGAUCACCUGAUUAAACCGCUGCAAAGCAGACCGAGCUGUACUUCUGCGAACUCUCGCUUGGUCGCAUACACGCCAUUCAAAUCCCUGACGAGAGCAUCUUCGACAGCACUUUCCGUCUUCCGACCUUCCGGCAUACAACUUGUCUCAGAUCUAUCGUCUGAUAAAUUAGUCUUGAUAUGGCAGCUCUUAGAAGCUUUCCUCCAUCAGCGGCCAAAUCGGAAGUCAGCUCGGUCCCUUUCCUCGGUGCCCGUGCGCUCUUCAGCUUAAACGGAAAGGUAGCCCUUGUCACCGGGGGCGGCACGGGGAUCGGCUCCUUUCUUGCCAAAGCAUUCGUUGAGAAUGGCGCCAAAGUCUUCAUUGCCAGUAGAAAGAUGUCGAACCUGACAGCAACUGCAGACGCUCUGAACGCCAUCGUGCCGAACUCCUGCCAAGCCAUCUCCGGCGACGUUUCCUCCAAAUCCGGCUGUGAUGCUCUCGCUGUAGAGCUCAAAAAGCAAACAGAUCGGCUUGAUAUUCUUGUCAACAACUCUGGCUUUGCAUAUGGAGGUGUUGGCAUUGACAACGUCCCCGAGCAGGGUUGGGACAGGACAUUCUACUUGAACGUCAAAGCCCUCUUCUAUCUGACUGUCGCUUUGCUUCCACUUCUAGAAAAGGGAAAGACGGACACGAACACGGCAAGCGUGAUUAACAUCAGCAGCGUCUACAGCUUUUUCCCAAGCGCAUUCCAGCCCACUGUUCCCGGAGGCGGAGCGACAUGGAGCUAUGGGCCGUCCAAAGCGGCAGCAGCUCAACUUACAAAAAUGAUGGCAGCAUCAUUGAUGAAACGACACGUCACCGUCAAUGCGAUCCUACCUGGUUACGUCGCUACGCCGAUGACCAAGCAUGCGCCGGGCGAUAUUCUGAGCAAGGCGCAUCCAUCAGGUCGUAUGUCCUCCGCAGUCGAUAUGGCUGGCAUCGCCGUGUUGUACGCUUCGCCAGCCGGUGCGCACAUCACCGGCACCCUUACUGUCGUUGACGGAGGUAUGACCCUUCAGCAGCCAGAUGCAGCCGGAAAGGAUGUGGGGGAUUCCUUCAGACCGAAAAGGGAUGCGAAUGGAACUCCAAAGCUGUAAACCACUCAAAAGGAUAUUACAGAUCCGUCACGCAGCCAUGGCUCGCGUCCGAGACCACUUUUGUGUACUU